CGUCUAAUCCACUAAUAGUACCUAAACGAUAUGGUAAAUCCGUAACACUCCUGAACAUCCGACCGCAACAUGUCUUAAAACUGAACAUCUGCCCUGAAUUAAUAUCUUGAAAAGGGUAUCGAGUCUCAACUUGUAGCCUGACCCAUUGGAUCGGCAGGGCCACUAAUUCGCUUCCGUAUGUUAGGACAUAAUGGAGACCGAGAAAAAAUAAACGGCAAGUCCUGACUCCUGGAAGAGCAAAAACCUGAACACACUCCACAACUUCAAAACAGUGCCAGCAAGAUUCUGACAAGUGAAGCCAAUGGGAACCAAGAUAGAGGAGCCCCAGAUUUCUGAAACGUCUUUGGAUCCUGAUAAUGUUAACCUACAACCUUCUGUUAUGGAGCGAGUGGAGGAGCUUCAAGCAAAUCUAGCUGCCGGAUUCCCUAGCUGUAUGAAGACAAUGGUUCGCUCAAAUGUUAGACAUGGAUUUUGGCUGCAUCUUCCUAUGCCAUUCUGCAAAUUGCAUAUGCCCAAGCAUGAUGCAACAGUAAUUUUGGAAGAUGAAAGUGGGGAAGAAUACAAAACAACCUAUAUUGCAGAAAGGACAGCAUUGAGUGCUGGAUGGAAAGCAUUCUCAGCUGGUCAUAAAUUAGUCGAGGGGGAUGUUCUAGUGUUCCAUUUGGUCAGUUCUUCAAAGUUUAAGGUUUACAUAGUCAAAGCAUUCAAAUCAAACAAACUAGAUGGCAGGUUUGGCUCACUAAAUGUGAAUGUUGAUGCAAAACCAAUUAGGUCAGUUCGCAUGAAGAGGAGAAAGAGAACCUCUAAGAGGGCCAAGUGUUUGGAGCUUCUUCCACUCAAUCAUGCACAAGACAAUGUUGACAAUAACAGCCUGAUGGUAUUAGACACCAAGAAUGAGCGUUUAGUAGAUCAAUCUGAUAAUGACAGCAAGGAUCUUAGCUCUGGCCUUUUUGAUGGUAUCAGAUCUUUGGCAUCCAUUAUUGAUUUUAAUGAGGUCAAAAGCAUUGACAGUUUCGUCAUUACUGUGAAUGGUUCAAGAAUAGACUCCGAGCUUUCAGAGUACCAUAAAACUAAAUACUAUGAACUCUGCUGCAGUCAGAACUCAUUUCUCCAUGAUCAUCUUCUCAAGAGUAUUAGCAGUAAAUUGGCAGCUGAAAUAAUUACUCAGACUGUUAACAUUGCAGAGGCCGUUAAAGGCUGCAAACUUUCCUCCUUUCAAGCAGAUUAUUCACUCUGGGACAAGACUCUGAAAGGAUUUGAGCUGUUAGGCAUGAAUGUUGGAUUUCUUCGAGCUCGAUUGAACCGGUUGAAGACCCUUGCCUUGGAAUUACAGGAGGCUGUGGAGUCAGAGAGGCAUAGAGUUAGUCUUGAGCAAGAUCACAUGAAAGAAGAGAAAAAAUCUCUUGAAAUGAAGCUUGUGAAACUCAAAGAGGCAAUGCAUAGGCUUGAUGCUGAGAUAGAAAACCUGAAAGCGAAUGCUGAGAAGCAUGAGCUUAUAUUUCAGGAGGAGGUUAAUGCUGCAUGGUGAUCAUUACCUGUGAGAUAGAUGAUGUCCACUUAAUGUAAUAUAUAUAUACAUAUAUAUACAUAUUCCCCCAUCCAUGACAUGUUUGGGUCAUCAAGAGUGUGUCUGUCCAUGUAACUUUUACAGGCAAAAUGUUGUAGAAAUGUCUCGAGUUCUAUUUGCGUAUGACGAGACUUAGUAUUGAAAAAUGAGCAAGUUUUCCAAUCUGGCUACCAUUUUACAGUCGAAUGUCAUUUGAUUUUAAGUCCAGACUAGUUAAUGAGUUGUAGGGUAUUAUUUUCUCUUCCA
Theobroma cacao (cacao) is the source of this 1813-nucleotide messenger RNA. RefSeq names its product B3 domain-containing protein Os01g0234100-like. Lineage: Eukaryota; Viridiplantae; Streptophyta; Magnoliopsida; Malvales; Malvaceae. The record is from RefSeq and is a predicted model, not a curated record. Gene Ontology annotation, molecular function: DNA binding.